CUUCCGGCCUUUGUAGCCCGUCUGUCCUCGCGCUGCGGUUGUCAAGGACUCGGAGGUGGUGCGGUGUGCCCGGGUGGCCUCUCGUCCCACGGAUGCCCGCCACAUCGUUUGCCCAACUGGCCGUUCCUGGAAGAAUCCAGGCAUGCUACCACCUCCAAGGACUCGACCUUCCCUUUGCAUGGAACAGUCCAUCUCCAGAUAGUCAUGUGACUGCUGCUCAUGUCCCUCAGGUUUCUGCUCAAACUUUACCUUCUCAACAAGAUUUUGGGAUUUCCAGGAGAAAAGCUCAAAGAGGAAUCAUCAAGAAUAGACUCUUUUUCUGAAGAGUUAAGCCUAAGAUGGCCACAGCCUUGGCCCUUCAGACUUCAGAGAUGACGGAAGGGCUUCUGACAGUAAAGGUAGAAGAGGAAGAGGGGGAUUGUGCCUGUGGGCAGGAAUCUGGCCUGUCGAGCGAUAACCCUCAUACCAGAGAGAUCUUUCGUAGACGCUUCCGGCAGUUGUGCUACCAGGAGACUCCCGGGCCCCGCGAGGCGCUGAGCCGGCUCCGGGAGCUCUGCCGUCAGUGGCUGCGCGAGACCCACAGCAAGGAGCAGAUCGUGGAGCUGCUGGUGCUGGAGCAGUUCCUGACCAUCCUGCCCGAGGAGCUGCGGGCCUGGGUGCGGGAGUACCGCCCACUGAGUGGGGAGGACGCGGUGACUGCGCUGGAGGAUCUGGAGAGGGAGCUGGAUGAGCCGGGAGAGCAGGUGGAAGAUGGGAGAACAGAGGUCCCAACCUAUGCUUGUGAACAGGGAGAGUUUGCGAAGGAGAAAGCAACUUGGGGAGCAGCCCAGGAGUUGUCAGGUGGCCCUCUCCAGCCGUUGGAAGAGCUGCCUCGGAGCAGUUCGCAAGAGCUGUACCCGGUUCAGGAGAUCGGUCAUGAGGCUGGGACUUGGAACGUGGAGUUAGCCCCACAGAGGGAGCUUUGUAAAGAAAUGAGAUCUCUUGUGGAAGUACCCGAAAAACUGAAUGGUGAUAUUACUCAGAUGCCUGAACGUGGAGACGCCUGUGACCACGAGGGCAGAUUGGAAAGGCAGCGGGCAAGCUCUUCCGUGGAGAGACCCUAUAUCUGUGGUGAAUGUGGGAAGAGCUUCACCCAGAAUUCCAUCCUUAUCGAGCACCAGAGAACCCACACGGGGGAGAAGCCCUACGAGUGCGAUGCGUGUGGGCGGGCCUUCGGGCAGCGGUCAGGCCUGUUCCAGCACCAGAGACUCCACACCGGGGAGAAGCGCUACCAGUGCAGCGUCUGCGGCAAAGCCUUCAGUCAGAACGCCGGGCUCUUCCACCACCUCAGGAUCCACACGGGGGAGAGGCCCUUCCAGUGCGGUCAGUGCAGUAAGAGCUUUAGUCGACGUUCUGUCCUCAUUAAGCAUCAGAGAAUUCACACUGGGGAGAGGCCUUACGAAUGUGGGGAGUGCGGCAAGAACUUCAUUUACCACUGCAACCUCAUUCAGCAUCGGAAGAUCCACCCCGUGCUGCGUCCAACCGGCCCCUUGGAACAGAGCAUCUUUACCUUCAAAUCAUUGGCCUGACCACAGCAGUUCACCCUAAAUGAUUUAAUUGAAAUGGAGAAUGAGAAGAUGCUUCCAAAGUAGAUGAAAUCUGAAGAGAUAACAUGCCAACAGAGACACAUUGUCAGAUUAGAUGGAGGUAUUCCGCAGCGCUUUGAUAUGUAGAACUGCAGAAAUAUCAGAGAAGACUAGAAGGAUAUCCAUGAUGGCAUAAGUGUGAUGAAUGUGGAAUGAGUUCCAUCCUUAUUCAGCAUCCGAGCUACGCACUGAGGAGAAAUGCUAUGAAUGUGAUGAAUGUGGAAAAGCUUUUGGUGAAGAGUGCAGGCUUCACUGAAGAGAGUUCACACUGAAUGAGACCACAGAUGUGGUGGAUAUGGGACAAUAUGCAAGCACUGGACCAGUUCAUCACAGAGAAGGCAUCCUGGAAAGAGACCUUAUAAUAGAAGUGACUUCACACCAGUGAGAAGUGUUACCAUCUGAACAAGUGUGGGAGAGCUAACAGUUGGAACACGGAGCUUUUCCACUGCGUCAGAAUUGUGUUGAGGAAAACUUUUAGUGUAAUCAAUGUAGUAAAAAUUUUCCUGGAUGUUUCAUUCCUUAUUCAAUAUCAGAAAACUCACUCAAGAGAAUGUGGGAAGUUGAUAAAUAUGGAUGGAAAGGCUGUGAACAGUAAACGCUAAACUUUUAGCUAACACUAAAAACUUUCAAAUGUCCAGCAUCUGAGACUGGCAAAGGCAGAAUCUCUUCAUACCAGACCUCUCGGUGGUCUUUGAUGGGAAGUGACCCUUCAGAAUGUCCCUCAAAACCUGGUCAGAUUCAACAAAGCAAGCCAGUUACUUUUUCCUUAACAGCCUCUUCAAAACAAGCUACAUUAUUUUAGUGAUUCAAAGUGCUGCCUAUGGACCACCACUUCAGAUUUCCAGAUAUUUAAUAGUUGUUCCUAAAUACAGUUCUUACGAAAGCUUG
Molecule: messenger RNA, 2513 nt
Organism: Ailuropoda melanoleuca (giant panda)
Lineage: Eukaryota; Metazoa; Chordata; Mammalia; Carnivora; Ursidae
Product: zinc finger and SCAN domain-containing protein 23
Biological process (GO): regulation of transcription by RNA polymerase II
Molecular function (GO): DNA-binding transcription factor activity, RNA polymerase II-specific; RNA polymerase II cis-regulatory region sequence-specific DNA binding
Source: RefSeq, a predicted model, not a curated record